UUCUAAAAAUUUAUUUUUUAGUUUCUCUCUCCUCCUAAAAGUUCAAACUUCACUCUGUCUUUCUCUCUCUACUUCUUCUUCUUCUUCUUCUUCUUCUUCUUCUUCUUGGCUUCCUCUGCAAAUCCCUCUUCUCCCUGACUCAAACCCUUAUCUUUAAAUGUAUAGGUGGUAGAUAGUAUAUGAUGAUGAAACUUCAGAAUCAGUUUAACGGUGUUGGGAUUGAGAGUUUGGAGCAAAGGAGAAGAGAUAGUAUGGUUGGACCUAGAUCAAAUGGCACCAUUCGGCCCCGGCAAUCUUUUUCCAAUGGCCGCCGGGAAUCGUUUGCGGCUAGCGCCCCGCCGAGUGCUCCCGGCAGCAAUUCCGGUUCGGAUGUUGGUGCUCUUGACUUUAAUAAGGAAGAUGUUGAGGUCUUGUUGAAUGAGAGGAUGAGAACCAAGAACAAGUUCAAUUAUAAGGAGAGGUGUGAACAAAUGCUGGAUUACAUAAAAAGACUCCGGCUUUGUAUCAGAUGGUUCCAAGAGGUUGAAGGAGGGUAUCUCUUAGAGCAAGAUAAUCUCCGGGAAAUGCUGCAAUCAGCUGAGAUAAAAUGCUCAGAGAUGGAGAUGCUGAUGCAAAACAAGGAGGAAGAAUUGAAUGCAAUUAUCAUGGAGUUGAGAAAGAACUACAAUUUGUUGCAGGAUAAAUGUGCAAAAGAGGAAUCAGAUAAGAUGGCAUUGAUGGAUGACUUGUCAAGGGAUAAAGAGGCUAGGAUUGCUGCAGAAAGGUUGCAAACAUGUUUGUCCGAAGACCUUGAAAAACUUCGUCAAGAACAGCAAACUUCCAAUCAAAAGAUAGCUUCACUUAACGACAUGUACAAGAGAUUACAGGAUUACAAUACUAGUUUGCAGCAGUAUAAUAGCAAGCUUCAAACAGAACUUUCUACAGCCAAUGAGACCUUGAAACGUGUUGAGAGUGAGAAAGCUGCUGUAGCUGAAAACCUCAGCACAUUGAGGGGACAGUAUAGCUCAUUACAGGAGCAGUUGACUUCAUCCAAGGCAUAUCAAGAAGAGGCUGUCAAGCAAAAAGAGGCUUUAAUUAAUGAGGUGGGAUGUCUAAGAACAGAGCUACAACAGGUUAGAGAUGAUCGUGAUCGCCAAUUAUCACAAGUACAGACUUUGACAGAUGAACUAAGCAAGUACAAAGACUUCACUGGCAGAUCUGUUUCCGAGUUGGAUUGCCUCACAGAAAAAUCGAAUGAAUUAGAGCAGGCCAAGUGUUCGACGCAGAGUGACCUAGUCAGAACCUUACAAGAUCAGUUAGCAGCUGCGCACAAAAAACUGCAGAUGAGUGAUCUGUCUGCAACGGAGACUAGAAAGCAAUACGAAGAGCAAAACAUGAUUAUUUGUGACUUGCGGAAUCGAUUGGAGGAUGCAGAGGUGAAACUUGUCGAGGGAGAGAAAUUGCGUAAAAAGUUGCACAAUACUAUAUUGGAACUCAAGGGGAACAUUCGUGUUUUUUGCCGAGUAAGGCCUUUAUUACCUGUUGAAGGUUCUAAUACUGAUACCAAAGUCAUUGGUUUCCCCACAGCUACGGAAGCCUUGGGACGGGGAGUUGACUUGUUGCAAAAUGGGCAAAAGCAUUCCUUCAUGUUUGACAAGGUAUUUGUCCCUGAUGCUUCUCAACAAGAUGUAUUUGUGGAGAUCUCACAGCUUGUUCAGAGUGCACUUGAUGGCUAUAAGGUAUGCAUUUUUGCCUACGGUCAAACCGGCUCAGGCAAAACAUUUACCAUGAUGGGUAAUCCUGGAAACCCAGAUAGAAAGGGAUUGAUUCCUCGAUCAUUAGAGCAGAUAUUUGAGACAAGACAGUCACUGAAAGCGCAAGGCUGGAAAUAUGAUUUGCAGGUGUCCAUGUUGGAAAUCUAUAAUGAGACAAUCCGUGAUUUGUUGUCUCCACAUAAAUCAAACUCAUUUGAUAAUGGUACUCCCGGAAAACAAUACACUAUCAAACAUGAUGCAAAUGGCAACACACAUGUCUCUGAUCUUACCCUAGUUGAUGUUCGAAGCUCUAAAGAGGUCGCAUAUUUGUUGGAUAAGGCUGCCCAAAGCAGGUCAGUGGGCAAGACGCUGAUGAAUGAACAAUCAUCACGUAGUCAUUUUGUUUUCACGUUACGUAUAUCUGGUGUCAAUGAGAGCACUGAGCAACAAGUACAAGGUGUACUUAACUUAAUUGACCUUGCUGGAAGUGAGCGCCUCUCGAAGAGUGGGUCCACUGGAGAUCGACUGAAGGAAACUCAGGCCAUCAAUAAAAGCUUAUCCUCUCUAAGCGAUGUCAUAUUCGCUUUGGCGAAAAGGGAGGAUCAUGUGCCAUUUAGAAACUCCAAACUGACUUAUCUCCUACAGCCUUGCCUUGGUGGGGACUCGAAGACCUUGAUGUUUGUGAACAUCUCUCCUGAAAACUCCUCGUUGGGAGAGUCAUUGUGUUCGCUCCGAUUUGCAGCCCGAGUUAAUGCUUGUGAGAUUGGAAUUCCCCGGCGACAAACCAAUAUGCGGUCCUCAGAUAAUCGUCUGAGCUAUGGUUAAUCUUCUGAUCAAGAUCAGCUUUGUUCCUGUGAUACAGCAGGUUGUGCAUUUUGUAUUUUUCGUUGCUAAUCUUCACCCUCUGAAGCGUAAAAUAAAGACUAGAAGAGCAGGGAAGAACAAGGAAAGAAACAUCGAUCGAUAAUUCUAACGUAGGUGAGAAAUGAUUUUGUAUAGUAGUUAGUAUAAAUGGAAAUGUUGAAUAUGUAAUUUCUGAUAUCGGGGCUUCAUUUUAAACGUUACACUGAGGCUGAUGUUUAUUUUUUCUCCUCAUGUGUAUUUAUAAUUUUAAUACUUAUGUGAAUCUGUUCAUGUAUUUUUACUCGAACCACGGAUAAAUAUAUCAGUGAUCUCUAUCUUGCUUAGUA
This is a messenger RNA of Chenopodium quinoa (quinoa), 2923 nucleotides long. Its product is annotated as kinesin-like protein KIN-14N. Bases 180 to 2558 code for a protein of 792 amino acids. Gene Ontology annotation, biological process: microtubule-based movement. The transcript has 17 exons. The record is from RefSeq and is a predicted model, not a curated record. Lineage: Eukaryota; Viridiplantae; Streptophyta; Magnoliopsida; Caryophyllales; Amaranthaceae. Gene Ontology annotation, molecular function: microtubule binding; ATP binding; microtubule motor activity.